Gadus morhua (Atlantic cod) is the source of this 1832-nucleotide messenger RNA. RefSeq names its product leucine-rich repeat-containing protein 38. Bases 22 to 900 code for a protein of 292 amino acids. Lineage: Eukaryota; Metazoa; Chordata; Actinopteri; Gadiformes; Gadidae. Gene Ontology annotation, molecular function: transmembrane transporter binding; potassium channel activator activity; voltage-gated potassium channel activity. The transcript has 2 exons. The record is from RefSeq and is a predicted model, not a curated record. Gene Ontology annotation, cellular component: voltage-gated potassium channel complex.
UCUCCCCCCUCCCCCCCAACAAUGUACCCAUGCAUCACCCGGCUGCAGACCAUCCUCGCCCUGCUGUACUCCACCAUGCUGUCCCGGGGCCACACGUGCCCCUCUAGGUGCCUCUGCCCGGACCACCACACCGUGGACUGCUCCGGCCGCGCGCUCACCCACCUCCCGGGCCCCUUCCCCCUCAACGUGCGCCGCCUGCUGCUGGCCAACAACUGGAUCUCCUGGAUCCCGUCGGACUUCCUGCUGCUCUACAGCGACCUGGUGUACCUGGACCUGAGGAACAACUCGCUGUCCCAGCUGGAGCCCGGCACGCUCAGCACCCCCUUCUCCAGGCUGGUCUUCCUGGACCUGGGCAGCAACAACCUGACGGAGAUCCCCUCGGGGUCGUUCGGGGAGUCCCGGAGCCUGAUCAAGCUGCGCCUGGGGGACAACCCCUACCUGAGCGCGGUGGGGCCGCACGCCUUCCAGGGCCUCAGCUCCCUGCGGGAGCUGGGCCUGGAGCGGAACGGGCUGUCGGACCUGGACGUGAGCGCCCUGGAGCCCCUGGCCUCCCUGCGGACGCUGCGGCUGGAGGGGAACCCCUGGGAGUGCAGCUGCCGCUUCGCCAAGCUGUUUGCGUGGCUCACGGAGCACCGCGACAAGCUGCCCACGGGUAUGGAGGGUCUGGAGUGUACCCUCCCGCUGGACGGAGGGCGCGUGCCGCUCAGCGUGCUGUCCGAGGAGAGCUUCCGGGAGUGUCGUGGCACCUUGAGCCUCGCCGACUACCUCAUCGUCAUCUUCUCCGGCAUCUCCGUCUCGGUGGCCGCCAUCUUGGCCAGCUUCUUCCUGGCGUCCACCGUCCACUGCUUCCAGCGCAUCAGCAAAGGCGGGAAGAGCGACGAGGAGGAAGGAAACGACUGACGACGUGCAACGAGGAGGUAGAAGAAGAACAAAGAAAGAAUUGAGGUCUGGACGGUAUGUUUACACAGCGGUGUUUCUGAGUGGGCAUCGGACGCCGUGACAUCACUUCCUCCCUGGGAGAGAGGACGUGAGAGGGUUAUGUAGGUCGUGGUUUGACAGUUGGUGCCCCAGGAGCCAAGACGGAGGAGGUAAACGUUGGAACUACAUCGAGUCUUUCCCAGCCUCAUGAAAACCAACGGCGUUGGAAGCCAAUCGCUCGCUUCUGGACUUUAUUUUCAGUGGGGGAUUAAGAGAGCCUCAUGUUGUACGUUUAACAUCGGAUCGGAGGCAAACUUAAAGAUGCUCUUCCAGUAAUGACGAGGAGAACCAUCGAAUGAUGUUCCUCGAUGUCGGUUGGCUGCUCAGCCCACUGGGCGCUGGGCCAAGCUGGUUAAGCUGGUUGGAAUGGUGGUGAUGGUUAAGAUGGUUAAGCCAAAUGAGCGGUUAUUCUCAUGUAGCAUUCAGAGGAACUAUAGCAAGCAGAAUGAAAGGACGGAGGUUGUGUUGUUAUGUAUUUCAUAUUCUUCUGCCAAGUAUACUUGGCAGGAGGGGUGGCAAGUGUACAAAAAUAAAUAUAUUUUGGAAGAAAAAAAUAAAACCACACCAAAGGUUGUAACAAGGGGAUUCAUAAGUUAUUAUCUUUUAAAUUAUUAUUAUAUAAACAUCCAACACAGGAAUUUGGAAAAAACAUUGUUUACUAGUGAAUAUGUUAAGAUAUACAUGAAGAAUAUACAUAUUAAUUAUAAUACUUACAUUAUGAGUACCAAAAACUGAGUAAGUGCCUUAUUUAAGAUUUGUUUUGGUAAUAGCUGCUGGUACAGUAAGAUUAUAGCAAUCCUUCAUUUUGGAAUAUCAAUACGUGUAUUAAAAAAUACAAGUAUAUAUAUAUAUAU